UGACGCAGGGCUGGCUGGCUGUCACAGCACGCGCCACCGUUGUACGGAGUCCGUAGAACUUCGCCGUAUACCAACCGGUAGCGGCCCGAUUGCAGAGCAGGUGGAAGCUUGAUCCGCAAAGAACACCACAAACCCAGCAGCUCAGUCGUGUUGUUGUUAGCUGCCAGAGGUUGGCUCAGCAUGUCGAAGAGUCCACGCGAGCGCUUGCACAAGCUGUUCCACAAGCAUGAGAGCGGCACGAAGCGGGAAGAUGCAACCCCUGCAGCCCCUGCUUCACCCACAUCUGGAGCGCAGAGUAGUCUACAUCGGAGGCUCUCGCGGAACUCGUUGCGUGAUGUCUUGCACGGCACAGGCUUUCCUACCAGAUCCCGAAGUCGCGGAAUCUCUACCACUAUAGACCCAGCUAUCUCAGCAGAGACCACUUCGGCCGCAACUGCUGCGGCCAGCGCGGCGGCUAUAAGAUCGGUGCAGCCAGCACAAACUACUGCAGCAACACAGCUCAAGCAGUCUACCGAAAGGACGCAGCUUGAGCAAAGUGCAGACAUGAUGCAGCGAGGGCGUCCUACACGGGCGGUGCAGCCAGAGCAAGAUUUGCGCCUUCCAAAUGUCGCUCAUCCCACGGAUCUUUCCGCUGAUCUCCGGCAUCUUACCUUGUCUGACCCUGAGCCUACGACUUCGCAGCGUGGAGACAUGGUCGACCGUGGCACCAUCCCGCGCAAACCACGCAAGUCUGAAGUGAAGCGGCCUGUUGAGGACACUAUCAUGGCUACGAUCCCAUCGAACGGUCAAACUGCGGCGACGAAAGCAGCACGACCACAGAGUGGAGCCACAAACGGUGCAUUGCCGUCGAACGUGAAGUCUUCGAUGCCGGAAGGCCCGCGCUACUCGAACGAAUCAGCGGAUUGGAACGGUGUACAGCAUGAGAAGCCGGUGCUUGGCUCUUUGAGCGACUUGCCAACGCCACUCAAGAUUAAGAAGAAAGCGUCAAUGGACUAUCGUGCGGACGAGCCAGGCUCACCAGUCUCGCCCAUCUCCUCGCGUAGUCUGUCACACAAACAUGAUGUCAGUGACUUGCGGCGGUCGUCUGAUGCUGCUCGCACGAAGAGUCCAGUCUUGUCUUCGCGCAGUCCGCAGCAGAGUCGUGAUUUGGAGCAACCAACGACAGAGUUACACGACGGGAGGCUGGCCGUUCGAACCGGCCUGCUGCACAAGCAGCGACUGUGGCUGACAAAGACAUCAAUCUUGAUGGCAUCGUGGAUCUUUCCAAGACCGAGGAUACCACUCUCCACGAGUCAUGGGCACCCGCUGUCGUGCAUGAGACUGUCAUACAGAACGUGCACGAGAUCAGGCACGAGGAGAUUACACGAGAGAUCCACAACCACCAUAUCUUCCAUCGGACUUUGCCGAUCAUCGACAUUGAGGUACUGCCUGCGAGACACUUCGUCCCAGUGCAAGGCGGCUACGCAGAGAUCGCCGAAGAGGAACUCCCCGGACGGACUGGGGCAAAGACUCAAUGGGCGAUCGCCGAGUUUGUCUCGAAACUGCAGCCGAAUGCCACAGAGUCCAUAUUGCCGACCCGCUUCACCGCACGCAAAUUCGAAGGCACAGACGGCGACAACAAAGAGUACGUCACGCCUGAAGGUAUCAAGCGGACGGAGCAGUGGUGGGUGCACCCUCCGACCUUCUACGAGCCGGCGGCGAUUGCAAGCGGACAGACGUAUCCCUUCUACUUCGGCUCGCCCGACCCGGCGGACGAUGGUAUACGGGCGAGACUGCCGCAGGGGAAUGUAGUUGGUAUGUCACCGUACCUGGCUAGGAAGAGGAGGGAGCAGGUAGCGCAGCCUGAGAAUGAGAUGAACGGUGGAGCUCCGCCGGUGCCGAAGCAUAAGGUCUUCCCGGCGGAUCUAGUCGAUAAGGCGCGCUCAGGACCGGCGGCUGCUGCGCUGCGAUGAGCUUUAUAGCUUGUGUGGGAUGGCAGACUGGCGUAACAGUACAGAAAUUGGCAAAGCCUAGCGGCAGAAGAAGACAGCAUGCGCGCGUCAGUGUAUGAUACUGUUGGAUUAGCGCGGCGUAAGGGCAUCUCGAGGCUA
This is a messenger RNA of Baudoinia panamericana UAMH 10762, 2090 nucleotides long. RefSeq lists its product as uncharacterized. Lineage: Eukaryota; Fungi; Ascomycota; Dothideomycetes; Mycosphaerellales; Teratosphaeriaceae. Bases 181 to 1791 code for a protein of 536 amino acids. The transcript is spliced from 3 exons. The record is from RefSeq and is a predicted model, not a curated record.